AUGACCUGCCUGGAGAAUAAGUUCACCUCCAAUAACCCGGCCUUAAUAACCCACAAAAUAUCAAAGCUGCUCCAAUCAGCUGAGGCAAUAAUACGCAGGAAGGACACUGACCCCCUGAAGCUUCCGGAAUUGAAUUUAUUAUUUGCACAGUGUAGCAGUGACAAUGCAGUUGUCAGCUCUGGAAGCUGCCAGGCUCUGGUGUACCUGGUGGAAUCUGAACUGUUGGAAGUGUCUCCAAUCCUGUCUAAGUUCAUCGCGAUACUCGGGGAAACAAAGAAUUAUUUGUCAGUUACGUCAGCAAUAUGUGGUCUAUUGAACUUAGAUUUGAAGAACAGGAAUCCUGGGAAGGAGUACACUUGUCCAUUCUCCAUAAAGGCGCCUCAGCAUCCUCUAAUUACUGUUCUCAUGCAGAAAACCACUGUAUGGAGGGACAUUCUAGGGCACAUGAAAUUGAUGAUUCAUCAGUCAGAUCCAAAAUUGUUAGGACAUUACAUUGAGCUAUUCCGUCCAGUCUUCGUCUACAUCCUUUGUAACCCCACAGCAAGCCUCCCAGAGAGCUGUAAGCAACAAGCCUGGGACCUGUUGAUGAAAACCGACGAGACAAUCCACCUGCAACUGGAAAUCCUCCAGUGGCUUCCCAUGAACGACCCAAACUCUUGCAUGGACACCAGCAAUAGAAUUCUGGAGCUCUCUGAAUACUCCCUAGCUCAGAAGAACACAGAUUUAUGUGCAGCGUUGCUGCCUCUGAUAGCAGCAGUAGCUUUGGACCUUGUAAAACACAAUUGUGAUCCCAGGGCCAACAUCCUGAUGAUGGAACAGAUGGUCCACUGUGCUGAUGGUAGAGGAGGGAGUGUCGUCAUGUUUCUGUUAUCAGAAAUGAUCGAGAUUACUCAUAGUGUUUAUCUCCGGAGUAUAAUCGAAAUAGGCUCCAUGCUCUUCGAGAAAGGCAUCUGCAACGAGACAUCCUCGAACGCCUUCAUGGGCUCGAUUCUCUCCUGGAUGGCCUAUGCCUCCCCCUUAUCCUCUGAAGCCCUGAUGACCUCCUUGUCCCUGCUGCCAGCCAUAUCAUCAAAACGCAACUGGUCCCCUCCUGAGAACACCCACACAAAUCCCUUCCAUCAAGUUCUGCAGCAGUCCAAUCCCAACUACCAGUUCUACUCGAUCAUCUGUCAGUACCUCUCCUCCGAGACACUGAAUCCCUGGCUGCAGAGGCUAUCCCACACCCCAGCAAGUGUUCUCGUCAGCUACAAGCACGUGUUAUCAGGCCUCUUCAUGCAAUCCAGCAACAGCUCAAUCAUCUCAAGUACGUUAAAAUCCCUGGCUAGGAUCGUCAAAGCCUGCCCAGACUUCGCCCCCAACGUUCUCUCCAUGGUUCUUCACAAGCUGACGACAUCCAAGGAUAUUUCGCAGACCAAGGAGAUGCUGUUCACAGUGCCAGACCUUGCAGUAUCCAAGGAAAACAUGCCAACGAUAAUUCACAUGACGGAGUCGCUACUUUUAUCGGAUGAACCCAUGAAAUACGUCGCCAUCGAGCUGUACCUGCGCCUGUGGGAGGUAGAGCCCCGUUGUCACAGUUACCUGAUGACAGCUCUGAUAUCCCUGACAAGAAACGACUCGUCAUUCAUGGGAACAGUCACCUGUGCCAACGCUAUGAAGCUCAUCUGCGAGAGACGUCCGGAGAAAGGGGCAGAACUGGUGCCCUUGCUGUCAGAAAUUCUGAACAAGUGCACCACCACGACAGGAUCAGCAGCCAGUGCUCUAGCAUUACGAGGGAUCUCAGCCCUCUGUGUGUCAGGAAUAGCAGACGUUUGCUCUGCCUGGCGCGUCCUCUCUCCCAGGAUGAGCGGUGAAACACGAACGGCUGUCAUCAAGAGCAUCUGUGAGUUUUUUGGAGACGUUCCGUCAGCCGCGUCGUAUCUCGAAGAGGAGUUCAACGAACUUCUGGGGGAGAGCCUGAAGAAACUGUGGGAUUACGCCUGCCAUGAAAAUAUGGAGAUCGUCAAGGCUGCGUUCAAGGCCCUGUCCAGGUACAAAGUGCAGCAGAUGAGGGUCUGUCAUCUUCCUGUGAGCUUCACUAGUGCCUUGAAGCAGUCACAUAAUCGCGGGUCAGCUGGGAGUGCUCAGGAUGUCGUGGAGAAAGAACUCAAUUACAUCCCUGGAUCCUGCUGGAUCCAAAUGCUGGAGAACGUUCGAGAACAGGCGCUGCCCACUACUGGGGAUUUCCUUGCCAAGUUCAUUGAGGAUGAGCUGAACAACUACAGGAGUGGAAUUUAUAUGUGGUCCAUAGGGGAGCCAGUGAACUUCAAUUAUCUCCCUGAAAUCAGCCCCGCCAGGAGCAUAGGAGAGUAUUUGAGACGCUAUGCCAGCAGCCAAUCUAGUAAAAAACAUAUUGUCGUUGCUGAAUGCAUGAGGAUAUUCUCCAAGAAGUACUCUAAGGCAUUGCCUCCAAUCAAGUUCGAUCGACUGCUCGACGCCAUCAAUUUCUCCGAUGAGACAAAAGCCUAUGGGGUAUCCCUGGCGUGUCAUCAGGCGGCUGUUUCGCCAUCUGCCAAGGAGUACCUCAGUAAAUUACUGGUGGAGAUGACUAACUGCAGCUUGAUGUCUCCUCAGGAGUUCAAAAAAUGCUGGCACUACUGUGAGCAUUUGGAAGACAUCUGCCGUGGGGUAGCCUCGAACGUCCUGGGACCGUUCCUUGACGUCACGAUUAACUCCAUAGUUGAGAAGGCCAUUUUUGAUAAUGACAACGCUGUCUCCAUGUUCAAGGAGAUCAUGAGAAGCUUCUCCAGCAUUCUGAAGGAUGAUUUGGUGCUACACGACAACAAGACCAUUAUAGGAAGUGUUCUGGAGCGGCUGGUGGGUAAAGUUGACGUCGAUCACAAGAUAUUUGGGGAUAUUGUCCUGGCAAUGAUAGAAAUGCCAACAGAGGAGAUUGAGAGGCUGACUUUGCCCAGUGUCUGGGAGGAGGUCACCACUGAGAAGCUGGAGAAAGCCAUUGAAAUUCGAGGGGGGCUCGUGCUGAAGAAGAAUAACGAAGUUCCACUCAGCUGGAUGAAUGAGAUCCUCCAGGUAGCCUCGAACAUUCCCAGUGUUCACAAGCGACUGUUGAAAACGUUGCAGAGGAUUCUCGUGGAUCUGAGGCAGGAGAAGUCCAAUGCUGUCUGGUGCUGGGAUCUCAUGAGCAAGAUACAAAUUAUGAUCGUCGACAGCCAGGAUUACAAGGCGUUAAAGGCUGCCGAGUUCCUCUGCGAUGUAUUAUUUGUUACGAUUAUUGUCUUGUCUUGGGGUGAUUGUUUUGUAGGAUCUGAGGAGCUCAUCACUUUGUCGUGGGAUGUCAGGGGGGAAUUAUUUUCUCAUGCUGUUUAUAGAGUUAUUGAGCUGCCUUCUUGGGGGAAUAUCACGCAGCAGGUCAUGGAAUGGCUACAUCUUGUCAGAACGAGUUGUCUACCUGCGGCGUACAAAAGUAUCUUUCAUAAUGCCCUAACGUCACUUAAGAAAGACCGGUACUUAAAUGAGCACUGGACAAAAUAUUUGUCUGUUAAGAGUCCACUGAGUUAUUCGUUACCUUCAAAAGACUAG
Molecule: messenger RNA, 3576 nt
Organism: Diachasmimorpha longicaudata
Lineage: Eukaryota; Metazoa; Arthropoda; Insecta; Hymenoptera; Braconidae
Product: focadhesin
Exons: 2
Coding region: 1-3576 (1191 amino acids)
Biological process (GO): regulation of post-transcriptional gene silencing
Source: RefSeq, a predicted model, not a curated record